Messenger RNA from Anguilla anguilla (European eel), 1188 nucleotides. It is a transcript of the gene scpp9, whose product is annotated as secretory calcium-binding phosphoprotein 9. The record is from RefSeq and is a predicted model, not a curated record. NCBI's taxonomy places the organism in Eukaryota, Metazoa, Chordata, Actinopteri, Anguilliformes, Anguillidae. The transcript has 9 exons. Bases 16 to 819 code for a protein of 267 amino acids.
CUCACCGUGUUUGCGAUGACGGGGCUCGGCUCGCUGCUUUUACUCUCUUCGCUGCUGGAGUCGGGCAUGGAGCGCGGACUUGGACUCGGUGCACUGGAGGCAGAGUCCUGGCUUUCCUCGCUGCUAGAGCUGGACUCGCUGCUUAAGAAAUUAGCACUGAUCACUGGCUUGAAUGGCGGACUGGUGGCUGGUCUGAACCCCGGGCUAAUCCUGGGUGGAGUUAACCCCGGGCUAGCGGUAGGCGGAAUCAACCCUCUGAUCGCAGGUGGGGGUGUGAUUGCACAGCCCCCGUUUGCCCAGGUCUUUCCUGGGGUCCCCACAUACCUGCAGUCCCCCUUUGUCCCGAGGUUUGGGUACCCUCAGUUGGGGUACCCUCAGAUGGGGUACCCGCAACUGGGGUACCCCCAACUGGGGUACCCGCAGCAGCAGCAGUUCCCCAGACAGCCUGGUUUCCCUGCUAAUGGGGGAUCUGUGCCACCAAAUAACUUUGGAGUUCAGCAAGGAGUGCGUCCUGGCCAGCAGCAAGGGAUGGGACAGCCUUACUACAUGGGUGUGCAACCGCAAAAUCCCAUGGGAACUCCACAAGGAGUGAAUCCCAUUCAACAGCAGGUCAUGGAAACGACUGGCAGACCUUGGAAUGGCAACCAGCAGCCUGGGCCUGCGGAGACUGGGCCAAUAAGGAGGUACAGGCGAGCACUUCCUCUCAGGUUUCCUGGGAGGGCCUGCGCACGGGCACGAAAUGAGGACCCCUCGGAGAUAGCCCCUACCCCAGCUCCUACUGAACUGCAACCUGUUCCAAGACUGCUUAAAAUGGAUUAAGCCUCCAGCAGUUUUGACGGAAGUACCUUUGAAACAACUUCACAGCACAGAAGAAUAUGUGAAGGCUUGCCAGAGAGAUGUAUUCCUCCUUCACAGAAGCUGAAAUAACAGCAUGAAGACUUCAUUUUAACCUUAAUAAUAAUAUAAUCUCUUUAAACCCAAUGUUGUUGGAGAAAUGCUUGUUCUUUUUGUACAAGAAAAAAACACACAUGACAUUGUGGUGCAUUUGCACAUUUUUGAAGGACGCAAUAAAGUUUUAUGUUGAAUAACAAGAAAGGUGUGAACUGCCCUUGAUAAAUGAUCUUUUGAAGUUUGAAAUAUACUCACUUUGUGGAUAUCAAAAAAAAUAAAUGAUGACCCUUAUGUGUC